Molecule: messenger RNA, 2484 nt
Organism: Sugiyamaella lignohabitans
Lineage: Eukaryota; Fungi; Ascomycota; Dipodascomycetes; Dipodascales; Trichomonascaceae
Exons: 1
Coding region: 1-2484 (827 amino acids)
Biological process (GO): carbohydrate metabolic process; glycoprotein catabolic process
Molecular function (GO): beta-mannosidase activity
Source: RefSeq, a predicted model, not a curated record
AUGGUUAGACAAGCAAUUGACUCAGGUUGGAAGUUUAAACAGGCUGAUAAGCCCGACUCAGACUACUCAUCAGUCUCGCAGUUUCCCACUGUAGUCCAGUUGGAUCUCCUCGCUCAGGGAAAGAUUCCUGACCCUUUUCUGGAUUCGAACCAGUCCAAAGUUCAAUUCAUUGGUGAGCGUGAAUGGAUUUACAAAACAGUUUUCACUGCUGAUGACGAAAAUGAAGCUACCUCUGAACUGGUUUUUGAUGGUUUGGAUACUCAUGCUAAUGUCUAUCUCAACGGUGAGAAGAUCCUCUAUGCGGAGAACAUGUUUGUUCAAUACAGGGUUGAUGUAUCCAAGAAAUUGAAGAAAGAGAACGAAUUGCUAAUUCACUUCGAAUCUACAUAUGUAAUCGGCAAAAAGCUCGAAGAAAAGCAUGGCGCUGACUUCCUCUGUUGGAAUGGUGUCAGUUCCUCCAGGCUCGCAGUGAGGAAGGCUCCUUACUCCUAUGGUUGGGAUUGGGGUCCAAUCUUAUUGACUGUUGGUCCAUGGAAGCCAAUUUGGUUAGAAAGAUAUUCGUCUAGAAUUGUCGAUGUGUCAUAUGCUACCAAAUUCAACAGCUACUCAGAUGUUACUCUAGAGAUCACUACCGAAGUCGAGGGAAAUGCUGGUGGUCUGAAAUAUGAACUUAUAUCUCCUAAUGGUGAUGUCGUUGCUAGUGAGAGUGGCCCCUCUAAAAUAUCAUUUAACUUGAACGAUCCUCUUCUGUGGUAUCCCAUUGGCUAUGGAAAGCAAUCUCUUUACACCCUACGCACAUCAUUGAUUUCGUCGGGAAAGACUAUUGACUCUAAGGAGACAAAGAUUGGUCUUAGAGAGAUUAAGCUGGUUCAAAAGCCUUUGGAAGGAGAAGAAGGUACCAGUUUCUUUUUCCAAAUCAAUGGAAUUCCUAUCUUCUGCAAAGGAUCUGAUUGGAUUCCUUGCGACUCUUUAUUGCCAAGAGUGGAUGCCAAAAAACUCCGCAACUGGGUUCAAUUGGCAGCUGAUGGAAACCAAAAUAUGAUUCGUGUAUGGGGAGGAGGUGUCUAUGAAGAUGAUGCCUUUUACGAGGCCUGUGACGAGAUUGGUGUUAUGGUAUGGAACGAUUUUCAAUUUGCAUGUGGUGCUUAUCCCGCCGAUAAGCACUAUAUUGAUAUUGUGAAGGAUGAAGCUGUAUACAAUGUUAAGAGACUUAGAUCUCAUCCUUCUAUUGUUUUGUGGUGUGGUAAUAAUGAGGACUAUAUGUUUGCUGAGCACUACAAGCUUGAGUAUGAUGCCAAGGAUUCUAAUCCCGAAAACUGGCUCAAGACCAACUUCCCAGCUAGAUACAUCUAUGAAGUCACUUUCAAAGAGGUUUGUGAGAGUCUAACACCAGAAGUCCCUUACCACUUUGGUUCGCCUUGGGGUGGUGCACUCAGUAACUCCAAGGAGUAUGGAGAUACCCAUUCCUGGGAAGUAUGGAUGGCAGAUGGAAAGCAGUUGCCUUACCAGGAAUAUCACACUAUUUCCGGACGAUUUGUGUCUGAGUUUGGUAUGAAAUCUUAUCCCAACAUGAAGACUAUCAAAGAGUUCAUUACCGAGGAAAAGGACAGAUAUCCUCAAUCUCGUGUCAUGGAUGACCAUCAAAAAGCUCCUAGAGAUCAAUCUUCUUUAGCUCUUUAUCUGGUUGAUAACUUCAAGCACGGUUAUUCAAUGGAGAAAUAUGUCUAUGCUACUCAAUUACUCCAGGCAGAGGCAUUGAGCAAUGCAUACCAAUCUUGGAGAAGGCUGUGGAAAGGACCCGGUAAAGAAUACUGUGCCGGAUCUUUGGUCUGGCAGUUGAAUGACUGUUGGCCAGUUGUCAGUUGGUCAUUGGCUGACUAUUCUCUUCGACCCAAGGCCUCAUUUUUCACUAUUAAGAGGGACAUUGCUGAUAUUUCUGUCGGUAUUUUCCGCAAGUCUGAAGAGAUUAAGAAAUCAAAGUACACUGAUGUUGAUAUUGAGAAGAAAGUUUCAGUCGAAGUAUGGGGAUCCAACUUUACGCUCUCCUCGGUUCCUGCUGAUUUGAUCUUGACUGGUUAUGCUGUGGAUGGUAAGAAGCUUUGGACCAAGACCCAGUCCAAUGUUGUUUUGCAUCCUAACAGCAGUACCGAACUCACUGUCGAGGCACUGAACGAUGAGCAACCUUGUAUUGUGUUUGCAAGAUUGGAAAGCAAGGGCAAAGUCUUGGCUAGAACCGCAAACUGGCCUCAACCACUCAAGUAUCUUGACUUGGCUAAGCCUGAUAUUUCUCUGUCUGUCAAUGGCGAUGAAAUCUCAGUUCGUGCAGAUGCCCCAGUUAAGGGACUGAUCUUUGAUCUCGAGCACGACGAAGUCAAGUUCGAAGACAAUUGUUUGGACUUGGAGCCUGGUGUCGAGCAAAAAAUCCACGCCAAGGGCCUCAAUGGCCGCUCUGUCACAUAUCUCCAUCUCGGAAUUGCCUAUUAA